UGUCACCGUCAAGUAUUGACAACUGUCAAACGACGUCAAAACAAAAGCACGUUGUUGUUUUUUAUUGUGCGUAAAUAAAUUAAUUUAUCUUAAACAUGGCUCAAGGCAAAUUAAAAGUCAAGAGUAAGUUACCUGCUGGUGCGAAAUCAAAGAAGAAUAAGGCUAAGGCAGGCAAAGCGGUGACGAAGCGUCCAAACGCGCCUGUUAAGAGCAAAUCUGCGGCCGAAAGGAAUAAGAUGAAGACGAAUGUGUCUAAGAUGGUGAAUGCUGCAGCUGAGCAGCAGUUACGAGCCCUGGCUACCACCACGCCGCAGCUGUCGGAGGCACAGAAGCGAGUCGCCGCGGCUCCCACAGCGCCGGCACCUGCGAAAUAACCUAUAAAAAUAAACUGGAACUCGUGUUUAAGUCUACCAGUGCAGGUAAAUAUGUGAUUUAAAAGCUACAGAUACAUUAUGUAGCAUGUUAUUUCAAUGUUCAAUGUUCAAACGCGGUAUUUGUUACAAAUUCAGUUAUUUAUUGUGAAGAAUUUCAUAAUUUGUAGUGGUUUCUAAGCGUAGAUAAGUCUAUUAUGAUAAACAAUGACCAACUAUGUCUUUCACUUAAAAAUAUUGUACCUAUUCACUAAAUGUAUAUUAGAGAUUGGGAAUUAAAAUGCAAGUAAAGCAAUUCUUUCAGGUGAAGGGACCUGUGGAUUUGUAUUAAAACUAUUUUGUCUAAAAUGUAUAAUAUAAAAAAAAAAACAAUUAAAUAAAUGUGUCUGUGACUAUUUUGUACUGUAUUAUCUGUACCUUAAUCUAACUGCACUCUGUUUCAAAGGUUUAAUUAUAUUUAAUAUUGUAAGAUAAACUUGUGAAAUAUUAGACAUUUGAGUAAAGUUAUUCUUAAAAUAAAAUUGUUUUCUGUA
This is a messenger RNA of Helicoverpa armigera (cotton bollworm), 904 nucleotides long. RefSeq lists its product as uncharacterized. The transcript has a single exon. The record is from RefSeq and is a predicted model, not a curated record. The coding region runs from base 96 to 374 and encodes 92 amino acids. NCBI's taxonomy places the organism in Eukaryota, Metazoa, Arthropoda, Insecta, Lepidoptera, Noctuidae.